Molecule: messenger RNA, 2531 nt
Organism: Bufo gargarizans (Asiatic toad)
Lineage: Eukaryota; Metazoa; Chordata; Amphibia; Anura; Bufonidae
Gene: TRABD2A
Product: TraB domain containing 2A
Exons: 7
Coding region: 297-1802 (501 amino acids)
Biological process (GO): negative regulation of Wnt signaling pathway
Cellular component (GO): membrane
Molecular function (GO): metalloendopeptidase activity
Source: RefSeq, a predicted model, not a curated record
GAUGGCUGUGAGUGAUGUUUGAUCAGAUUAUUAUAAUCAUUGCAGAAUAAACAAACUUGUCUAGAGGCGAUAAAAAGGCCACAAUGGCACAAGUGGCAGGGACUGCUCUGACUGUCUCAUUCACAGGAGGCAUCAGGCACAGCUACUUCAGCUCAUGUCUAGUUUGAAGACUGGAUGAUGUUACUUUUUCUGCCCUCACCUCACCUAUGCAUUUACUGCAUACUUUCUCAUUCACUAUUGGACGUCACUUCUAGCAAGGCUGCGUUUAUCCUCUGGUAUUUUGGAGCACUGAUGAUAUGAUGAUAAUCAUUUGGAAUGUACUUUUACAAGCAUUUUUGCUGGCACUGGUCAAAGCAAACCAGAGGAGCUCCAGGGACCCUGCCAACUGCAAACUCAACAAGAAACAAAGUCAGUUGAACUCCUUUCUCUGGACCAUCAAACGAGACCCUCCAGCAUACUUAUUUGGCACCAUUCAUGUUCCAUACACAAGGGUGUGGGAUUUUAUCCCAGAAAACUCUAAGAAAGCUUUCCAGCAGAGCAAUAUUGUAUACUUUGAGUUGGAUUUGACAGAUCCCUACACAAUCUCUGCGCUGACCAGUUGCCAGAUGCUGCCUCAGGGUGAGAAUCUACAAAGUGUUCUUCCUAGGGAUAUUUAUCGCAGACUCAAACGCCAUUUGGAAUAUGUUAAACUCAUGAUGCCCUCAUGGAUGACUCCAGAUCAAAGAGGGAAAGGUCUUUAUGCUGAUUAUUUAUUCAAUGCCAUUGCUGGAAACUGGGAACGAAAGAGACCAGUAUGGGUAAUGCUCAUGGUGAAUUCCCUGACAGAGGUUGACAUUAAAUCAAGGGGAGUCCCAGUACUGGAUCUGUAUCUUGCUCAGGAAGCAGAGCGUCUUAAAAAAAUAACUGGCGCAGUCGAGAAAGUAGAAGAACAAUGUCACCCGCUUAAUGGGUUGAGUUUGUCACAGGUUAUAUUUGCCUUAAACCAAACUCUCUUGCAGCAGGAGAGCCUUCGUGCUGGAGGUCUACAAGCUCCAUACACCACCGAGGACCUCAUCAAACAUUACAACUGUGGAGACCUGAACGCCAUAAUAUUUAACCAUGAUUCUUCACAAGUGCCAAAUUUUAUAAAUGCCACACUCCCACCACAUGAACAAACAACUGCACAAGAGAUCGAUAGCUAUUUUCGGCAAGAGCUAAUCUACAAAAGAAACGAACGUAUGGGGAAGAGAGUGAAAGAUCUAUUAGAAGAGUUUCCGCAAAAGAGCUUUUUCUUUGCUUUUGGUGCAGGUCAUUUCAUGGGUAACAAUACUGUCAUUGAUGUCUUAAAACGAUACGGCUAUGAUGUGCAUCACACCCCUGCUGGAAAGUCAAUCAUGAGUGGCAAAAGUAAAAAGUUUCCUACCUCAAAGUUGUCACCUUCUCCAGCUUCAAUGUUAUCAUCCCCAUGCGCAUCUAUGAGGCCUAAAAUGAACCCACUCAAAGAGAAAGAGAUGAUACCCAAGCUGCUCAUGUCUGAUAAUGUAGAUGGAAUGGCCAAGGAUGACAGGAAGUACAAAAAGAAGAAGCCAAAGAAGGAAAAACACCGUCACUUUAGUGACCUCUGGGUUCGCAUUCAAGAUAGUGUCACUGACCCUCCCCCACACAUCCAAAUUAUUAAUGGAUAUAUAACACUGGAACCACAACCCAGAAGAUAUGGGAAUGACUCUUUUAUGCAGGCAGUUAACAGUGGCUCUUCAGCUCAAUCAGUUUUCACUGUUCUAUUACUGUUUAUUUGCCAUUUACAGCAAAUGCUAAUACAGUGAGGAUCUGAAAGAAUAAAACACCAAUAUACUUGAAUGGGCAUUCAUGCAAAUAGACAAUACACUGGUCCCUCAAGUUACAAUAUUAAUUGGUUGCAGGAUGACCAUUAUAAGUUAAAACCAUUGUAACUUGAGUUUGUAACUCUAGGGAAAAAAUGGAAUUGGUUCCAAAGCCCCAAAAUGUCAGACCAAGAUAAGAGAAAAUAAAGAUUUAACACAGAUAAAGCAAGUAUAUAUGAACGUACGGAAUAGUUGCUGGGAGCUGUAAAUUACUUUUGAUGAGGAGGACAGGAGCUUUUUCAGGAUCCUGAGCCGCCCUCACCUGACAUCCAAAGGAGCAGCUCAUCCUGGUACAGAUAGAGGGCAGUACAGGACAUGUAGAGAGGAGCUACUGGACAAAUAGUACAGGUGUUUCACCAGAGAAAUGGCCAUGUUGAUUGGUUAGAACUGAGUCUGAGACAAUGUAUAUUGACUAGUUUCAACAUAUGAUGGUUCAGGAAACACCAUUGUAGGUAUUGUACCCGGAGCCCAUUGUAUCUUGAGGGACCACUGCAGUGUGUUUGCCAGCACCGGAAAAGGGUCUAUUGGCAUACAAAUGUUUAGUGACUUCUGCCCUAAGUGCUUUACCUUGUAAUGGACCGUUAAUAUAAUUUUGCAGAUUAAUAAUGAACAGAUAAUAUACUUUUUAUUGGAAAAGUUAUAAUUUUUCUUCUCUUGAGGAAGGAUGGUUUC